GCGACAGCGCCCGCGGCGCUUCGGUUCCCGUCCGCUGCUCCCUGGGGAGCGCCUUCCCCGGCCCUCGGCCCGGCUUUCUUCUGCUAACUACGAUUGCACGUUCUUCACUCGGAAGGAAAUUCUUCGGUUGCAUGGCCGAUACCAUGAAAUGGCACCAAACGUUGUGCCCAUGGACUAUACAAAGGACCCAGAUGUUAGACUACCUAUGCAGCUUAUAAUAAACAUGCCUGAGCUAAAGGAGAAUCCCUUCAAAGAAAGGAUUGUGGCAUCCUUCUCAGAAGAUGGAGAGGGGAGCCUGAGCUUCAAUGACUUUGUGGAUAUGUUCUCUGUGCUCAGUGAAAUGGCUCCCCGGGAGCUCAAAGCAAUCUAUGCCUUUAAGAUCUAUGAUUUUAACACAGAUAACUUCAUUUGUAAAGCAGACUUGGAAAAAACUCUGAAUAAGCUGACCCGGGAAGAGCUGACAGAAGAGGAAAUCACUCUGGUUUGUGAGAAAGUCAUAGAAGAGGCUGACAUGGAUGGUGAUGGGAAAUUAGGAUUUGCAGAUUUUGAAAACAUGAUUUCCAAGGCACCGGACUUCCUCAGUACUUUCCACAUAAGAAUCUGAAGAUGUUUGUGCCAGUCCAGCCUUUCUGAAUCUCAGGCACUCCAGGGGCUUCUGUCCUGUAACGAGGUCUUCUUAGAACUCAGCAGAAAGUACUGAAAUAAUUCUGGUCCCCAAAGAGACAGAAACAUCAUGUGAUCUACAGGAUAUUUGGAACAGACACAUUUUUAUCUUCACUGCUGGCCAAGCACUCUGGCAAAUAUGGUUUGUUGUUGGAUUGUGGUUUCUCUUUUUUCCCCCCUUUUUUUAACAGUCAGAAUCAGAAUAUUAUUAAAGGUAUUUCCACAGAUUUUUUUAUAUUUAUGGAUAUUUAAUGCUGCUCUUAAAAGUGAGAAAAACAAAAAAAAAAUAGAGAAAUAUUAGCUUUGGUGUGUUUUCCAAGAGUAUUUUAAAGGAAGCAUGGGCCUUAAAUAAUGAGAUGCCUCUAUCACUGUGUUGUACAGCUGGGAUCUUGGAUGGAAAAUAUCUGAGGUGAAAGAACUGCAGUCAAGAUCAAGCUCCCAGUGUUGAAGACAACCACAUCCCAGGUUUGCCUUUCAGCCACUGAAAUGGCAACUGCUGGGUUUGGUGCUUACCUUCAACCAAUAUUUUAUGGAUUGUUGUGUCCUUAUUAAACUUGAAAUAUUUGCCUUUUGUAUAUGAUAACUGCAUAUGUGAUUAAUUUCUUCCCAAGAUAAAUGUUAAAAUUGUGUCCUUAUUCUCCAAGGGGCUCCUGCAUUUUGCUCAUUCUAUGGGCUGAUAACAUUGAAUGGAGGAACAUGGUGAUCUGGAACUCAUGAAGAAGUUGAAGAAGCACAGAACUACUGUUAAGGACAUGAAAAGAUACUUUGUUUCUAAACAAGCUAUGCAAUCUCUCCCAUAAAAUGCAUGAAUGCAGUUCUAUGUUUCUCUUUCCCCUCCAGCUGGAAAUCAGCUAGAUCUUUUUUUUUUUUUCCACUUUACUUCCAGUAUUGUUUAGGUACUGGGGCCUGAAGACAAUCAUAUGUGUAUUAAUUACUGUCCUAACAGUCAGUAGAAGGGCUCUGUCACUUACAUGGCUUCUGUAUCAAACUCACUACAAUUAAAACUUUUGAAGCAUU
Cinclus cinclus is the source of this 1680-nucleotide messenger RNA. RefSeq names its product calcium and integrin binding family member 2 (gene CIB2). The coding region runs from base 149 to 604 and encodes 151 amino acids. Lineage: Eukaryota; Metazoa; Chordata; Aves; Passeriformes; Cinclidae. Gene Ontology annotation, molecular function: calcium ion binding. The record is from RefSeq and is a predicted model, not a curated record. The transcript has 6 exons.